This is a messenger RNA of Alligator sinensis (Chinese alligator), 1528 nucleotides long. Its product is annotated as protein FAM122A. The transcript has 9 exons. Bases 160 to 837 code for a protein of 225 amino acids. NCBI's taxonomy places the organism in Eukaryota, Metazoa, Chordata, Crocodylia, Alligatoridae. Gene Ontology annotation, molecular function: protein serine/threonine phosphatase inhibitor activity. The record is from RefSeq and is a predicted model, not a curated record.
GAAGCUUGUCCUGUCUUUCAGUGACAAUUCGCAGGUUUUUCAGCCUUACGUGUUGAGAACCCGCAGGAACAGUACGACCGUUAUGAACCGUCACAGUAUGAAAAUGCAGGUGACUGAAGGUAGGCUGCCUGGGGACUGAUUUGCGAUUAAGCAGAGUGGAUGUUUGUUUUUUUCCAGUUGCUGUCGUCCUCUCCUAUUCGUAUUCCUAGCAGCCGACUUCAUCAAAUCAGAAGGGAGGAGGGAGUUGACUUAAUGAACAGAGAAACAGCACAUGAAAGGGAAGUGCAAACAGCAAUGCAGAUAAGCCAGUCAUGGGAGGAAAGCUUGAGCCUGAGUGACAAUGACUUUGACAAGUCUGAGAAAUCUUCCUCCCCAAAGAGAAUUGACUUCGUCCCAGUUUCCCCAGCACCUUCACCCACCAGGGGAAUAGGAAAGCAAUGUUUUUCACCAUCCUUACAAAUGUUUGUGAGUAGUAAUGGAUUGCCUCCAAGUCCUAUUCCCAGUCCAACAAGGCGAUUCUCAAACAGGAGGAGUCAGAGUCCAAUCAACUGCAUCAGACCCAGCGUUCUUGGUCCCAUUAAAAGGAAAGGCGAAAUGGAAACUGAAAGUCAGCCAAAGAGACUCUUCCAAGGAACUACCAACAUGCUUUCUCCUGAUGUGACACAUCUGACUGAUCUCAGUUCAUGCCUAUCUUCUGAUAUUCUUGAUGGGAGUAGCAGCAGUGUUGGCUCUUCCUCUGAUUCACUAGCUAAAGGCAGCAUUACUACAGAAUCUCCAGUAACGUGCUCAAACUCAUGCUCAUCAUUUAUUCUGAUGGAUGAUCUCUCACCUAAGUGACUUAAUCAGUUCUGAGUCAGUGUUUGGCUGUGCUUUUUCCUUGCUGUACAUUUGUACAGAGAGAUGAACUCUGAUCCUUGAACCAUUAACAGGAGGAUUAAAAUACUACAUGAAAAAUUAUUCUAACUGUAUUCCUUGGCAACUCUUCUCAGUUUUGAUUUAUCCAUUUAAUGGACAUGCAUAGACCAUAUUAAUGUCUGGUUUUGCUGAUUUUAUUUUACAAACAAGAUGUAUGUUCAGACUAUACUAACUUUGUUUGCUUCCAAAAAGGCUGCAUACACUUCUAGAUUUCCAAAUAAGCACCUACAUUUGUGUGUUUAAUUUCUAGGAAAGUAACCGCCUGCUGUCACUUAUCACAGUCACUUUAGUUGGAGAAAUACUUGGUGGUUGCAAAAAUAUAUUUUUUUUGGAAAUCCUCAUUUUUCAAGAGCAAUUUUUAGGAGUAAUUGAGAUUGAUUACUCUACGUUUUUAUUUCUUAAAAAUAAAUUACGUUUACGUGGGAGGGAUGUAUAUCCUAUUUCCCCAACUAAGUAGGUAAAAAAUUAUUCUCUCCGCUUUUUCAGCCACUACCAGCCAUUUCUCCUGUAGAAAGAAGGAAAUGUUUAGUUUCCUCUACUGCUACGUGUCAUUUUUACAGCAGUUGAACACUAUGGUUCUAGAAGUUGCUUUUUUUGUAUUUAAAAAAAAAAA